This is a messenger RNA of Protopolystoma xenopodis, 594 nucleotides long. NCBI's taxonomy places the organism in Eukaryota, Metazoa, Platyhelminthes, Monogenea, Polystomatidea, Polystomatidae. The record is from the annotation of a GenBank genome assembly.
AUGUUCCUCCCGGUCUCUGUCUUUACCGCCCAGCCUGGAUACGUUGAUUCCGAUUUGGCACUUUAUCUUGCGGUGACGACUCACGUUGCCAUCAGCCUCUCCUCCGCCGCCCGUCCGUCCGUACGGGCCUAUGUUUGUCUGUGUGUAUGUCUGCCUGUCUGCCCAUCCUCCCAUGGCAUUUUCCCUCCGAUUGUGCAGUUGACACGCGCUCCUUGCUUUGCCGCCACCCGCCGACACCCACACUCUGGCCGGAGCCAGGUCGGGCCGUGCCGGACCACUCGACUCCUUCCGGACACUCGCUCUUUUCUACCCCGCCCGACACCACCACCGCCCCACUCUAGCAUGCCCCCUCACACCGUCCGAGCCCCAUCGCUACAACCCUCCUCUCGAGGCGGCCGUCAUCGCCGGUCCCGCUCCGCGCGCGAUCGUGUGACAGAGCCGGGCUCAGACGCCCGACAGUCGGCACAUCAGUCGCCGAGUUGCGGCGGUUACUCGCCUAAAAGUACUCUGCUUGCCCCUCCACCCCACGUCCACGCUCAAAUGCACAGCCCCAAACACCCAACCCCACUUCUUGCGUCUGGCCUCAGACGCUGA